AAGGACUUGUGCACGCGCGGCCAUAUUGGCUGAAAGUCUGAAGAGACAAAGGGACAGUGUUAAUGUGAGCUACAGCAGCAGGAGUUUCUCAACCCGGGAGCGGAUUUACUUAUAUUUAAGAAACCAGCGAAGAUUUAAAUCUUUGAGGUUUAAAAGGUGGCACCCUGCAGAAUCCAGAUUUUUCUUCACUGAGGUGUUCAAAGAGACAACAAGCCAUAGUGAAAAGAAACCGCCAAUGAUUGCAGAAUUGAAAGAAUUCUGUAUUUACUUUCCAAAUUGAAUAUCGUGCCAUUAGUUUUACUAGAGACAUAUUUGUUUCACAUUUCUCAUUAAGAAACACCAAAAAUCUUUAGGUCAUAAGCUGAAAUUAACAUUUUUGAAUUGCAUAUACUCUUCAGCACUUGGAUCCAAAAAAAAGUAUAAAAGUCAGUGUACACCAGAGUAAAGUAAUACUGGAAGUGGUUUAAAAGUAGUUAUUUACGCAACCUUCAGGGAUAAAAGUGGCAGACAAAAAAUUGCAUAUGUGUGCUUUAACAUACACAAUUCUGAAGGUUAGAGUUGAAUGAUUGAUUAAAAAAUACGUGCUUGCCAAUUUUUGUGUUUUAAUAGUGGCAACAGGUUAUUUAUUCUUAUAAAUACAAUUUUCUCCUCUUUUGGGAGAGUUUUCUUAAACUAUUUUCAUACGUCAACACCUCUUCUUUUCAAGAGGUCUGCACGUGAGAGUGAGAGUAGUACAAAACAGCUGUUUACACAGUAGGGCAUUGGGUUUGACAGAAGCAGUUAAAGAACAGGAGAUUAGCAUAAACAUUCUGGAAGAGAAGUCUCCAGCAAACCAACAAGAGCGAAGUUAAUCCAAUAGCAAUGGCCACUGCAAGAACACAGAUCCCUGCCUCAGUCAUUGGCAUUACCAAGCAGAAUGGACAGACCAGGCCUGCAGGUCUCCGGUCAGGAUUGCAACCAGAAAUGGUGUUCAGUGCAUCCCAGAAAGAAAGCAGCAUACCACAUACCAGUGGUGGCAUUAGAUUUGGAGAUGACUGGAAAAAGGCCCUACAUCUCCCACAAAAAGAUACGAGAGUGCGAACCUCAGAUGUGACUGCGACAAAGGGCAAUGAGUUUGAAGACUAUUGCCUUAAACGUGAAUUGUUAAUGGGCAUCUUUGAAAUGGGUUGGGAAAAGCCGUCUCCAAUUCAGGAGGAGAGUAUUCCCAUUGCCCUAUCAGGAAGGGACAUUCUGGCCCGGGCCAAAAAUGGUACAGGGAAGAGCGGCGCCUACCUCAUCCCUCUCCUGGAGAGGAUUGACCUAAAAAAGGAUCAUAUUCAAGCCAUAGUAAUGGUGCCAACUCGUGAAUUGGCUCUGCAGGUGAGCCAAAUCUGUAUUAACAUGAGUAGGCACAUGGGGGGAGUGAAGGUCAUGGCCACUACUGGUGGAACAAAUCUAAAGGAUGACAUCAUGCGGCUGGAUGAGACAGUGCAUGUGGUGAUAGCCACUCCAGGCAGGCUGCUGGACCUUAUGAAGAAAGGUGUCGCCAAAGCUGACAAAGUCCACAUGAUGGUGAUGGAUGAGGCAGACAAGUUGCUAUCUCAAGACUUUGUUGUCAUUAUUGAGGAAAUAAUAGGAUUUCUGGACAAGAAUCGUCAGAUUUUGCUUUAUUCUGCCACUUUUCCCAUCACUGUACAAAAAUUCAUGUCAAAACAUCUGAAAAAGCCCUACGAGAUUAACCUGAUGGAUGAGCUGACUCUGAAGGGCAUUACUCAGUACUAUGCAUAUGUAACAGAGAGACAGAAAGUGCACUGCCUCAACACUCUUUUCUCCAGGCUUCAGAUUAACCAGUCUAUAAUCUUCUGUAACUCGACGCAGAGGGUGGAACUUUUGGCUAAGAAGAUCACACAAUUGGGCUACUCUUGUUUUUAUAUCCAUGCAAAGAUGAUGCAGGAAUACAGAAACCGUGUGUUCCAUGAUUUCAGAAAUGGUCUGUGCAGAAACCUGGUUUGCACAGAUCUUUUCACAAGAGGAAUUGACAUUCAGGCUGUCAAUGUGGUCAUCAACUUUGACUUUCCCAAAAACGCAGAGACUUACCUACACCGCAUUGGAAGAUCAGGCAGGUUUGGGCACCUGGGUCUGGCGAUUAAUUUAAUCACAUCAGAUGAUCGUUUCAAUCUGAAAGCCAUCGAGGACCAGCUUGUGACUGACAUUAAGCCCAUUCCUGGUAGCAUUGAUAAGAGCCUGUAUGUGGCAGAGUUCCACUCCAUCAACCACGAGGAAGAGGAUGAGAAGGAGGCUUUAUUCGGUGCACCUUAAUUGGUUCACUACUGGAGAAUAGAUGGAUGUUGCCUGGCAUACUGCACAUCUUCUGUUGAACUUGGGCAUAAGGGUGAUGUCCCCUUUACAUCAUUUCACCAUUAUAUUUCCUACAAGUGGGUCAUUUUCACUGGCUUUUCUAAGCUGUCAGACUAUCAACUGUCAAACACGUUAUUAGCACUGCUCUAAAAUAUGUUUGUUUUUUUUUUACUUCCCUCCAUGGUCUUCCCAAUAGGUUAAAUUGGUAGGGCAAUAAAUAUAUAUUUUUGAAAGGUACUUCAGUUCAGUAUGGUCAUGUAUAAACCUACCUCUGCAGCCUGCACCUUAAAACAGUGCUGGUAUUGCUGAAAGUGAUUUGUAUACUUCCCAGUGAUCUUACAUAAGCACUUUCUUACACAGUUAUGCAUAACCUAAGUGCCUUUAGUGCUUUAUGAACACUCAGUGGGAGCCCUGGUUCAAGAUUAAGUGGCCUGAAUGUAUUUUAAAAAAAAAACCCACAAAAUUAAUCAGGUUUUUCACAUUUGUUCUAUUUGCAAAUUUGAUUUUUUUAACAUGACAUGCAUUCCUAUAAGACUUUUUGUAUGUCUGAGCCAGCUCAUAUUUUACCAGUUUAUCCAAUGGAGGAUUCUUUGUUCUGUGUUUUGAUGUAAUAAUUCAGACCGGCGAGUGUUAUUGUUAUGAAAGCGCUUGUCUGUGUGUGUGUGUGUGUGUGUGUGUGUGUGUGUGUAGUUCUCAAAUCUGUUUGAUGCCAAUCUGAGCCAAUUCAAGCCCACUUUUUUCUUGUUUGUUUAAAUUUUAUCUUUGAUGCAUUGUGAGUAGAAGUUGUGCUUUUACUUACCUGUAUAAGGGAGACUAUCCAAAGCUUUUGUUCCAGAUGCCAGUGCCAGCAUCUACAAUGUCUCAUUUCUUUUGAAGACAAAUAAAGUAUCCAGCAUA
Molecule: messenger RNA, 3234 nt
Organism: Silurus meridionalis
Lineage: Eukaryota; Metazoa; Chordata; Actinopteri; Siluriformes; Siluridae
Gene: ddx61
Product: DEAD (Asp-Glu-Ala-Asp) box helicase 61
Exons: 14
Coding region: 862-2298 (478 amino acids)
Biological process (GO): P-body assembly; cytoplasmic stress granule assembly
Cellular component (GO): cytoplasmic stress granule; P-body
Molecular function (GO): ATP binding; mRNA binding; RNA helicase activity
Source: RefSeq, a predicted model, not a curated record